AUGUUUUCUCUUAAAAACUAUCUUGUUAAUUUAAAUCUUUUUUCAUCAUUGGAUCAGCAUAAUAAUGAGCAAAGAGAUGAUCAUCAACAACACCGAUGGAAUACUAUUUGGACACGACUUUAUCUUAUUCUCCUUAUAAUAACACUCUUUAGUAUUGGUCUUGUGUUAUUCUUGAUAAAUGAAACAAUAUUGAUUGUCAAUUCGAAUCCAACAAAAGAACAAUUUCAUACACUUCCUCCAAAUGCCAAAUGCUCUUGUUCGCAAAUCUCGAUAUCAUAUGGAAAGUUUACUACACUCGAAGCAAAUUUUCAUCAAAUUUGUUCAAGUGAUUUCGUUACUGAUCGAUGGAUCCAGACGAUUAGUUUUGGUGCGAAUUCGACUUAUUUCUUCUCGCAAGACUUUCGCACUUUCGGCAGUGCACAAUUUCAAGCAUUAGCUGCUUUUUGUCGUUUGUCGAAACUGAAUAUUGAACAAAGUAUUUCAUUCUUUUAUUCAAGUAUGUUUUUCACUCCUGAAGUAGUAUCUAAAAAUAUUCUUCAAUCACAAACUCAAUUAUCUAUCAAUGAAAUUCGUUCACGAGCACCAAAUAGUUUCAACUCUCAACUAGCAAUAAUCAACCGCAUGAUAAAUGCUAAUAAAAUAUUUUCUGCUUUGCCGAUGAGUAGAUUUUAUUACUACGAAAUUGAUCAAAAUACGGCACAAAUUUUGGUGAUAUCUAUUCGCUAUGUUCAAAAAGAUGGUUUGUCAUGUGCUUGUGAUGUCGCUGUUUGUCAAAUGAUUCCAUCCGGUAUUUACGAUGCUUUCGACAAGUCAAGACCGACUUAUGCUAACAGUGUACAAUGGUCAUUCCCAGGAAUGUCAGCAGGUUGUUAUCCAGUAGAUUCAAUUCUUGUUUCGACACUUGAAUGUUUUUACGAUCAGAAUUGUGUGAACAAACUUAUUUCUUUCUAUUCUACUAACGAAACAUUUAAAGCAAUGGAUAUAUUUGAUCAAACAAUAUAUAAUAUAAACUCUACUGUACAAGAAAUGAUUGAUAAUUUAAUUAUAGAAAAUUGGACUGUAGAUAUUUCUUAUGAAAAAUAUUUUUCGGAAUGUUCACCGUCUUUCUGCACCUAUUUCAAAAUAUUUCGACGAAGUUUUGUAUCUAUAAUGACAAAAUUAAUUAGUUUAUUGGCAAGUUUAACUUUAGGUCUUCGCUUAAUAAUUUUGUUUGGUAUUCAACUUCAUCGAUAUCUUCGACGUUCAGUACAAAGACCAAAAUCUUCUUUACGUAUUCGUUUCUAUCGUUUGAAGGAAUCCAUUCAAAGGAAACUGAUUGAAUUCAAUAUGUUCAAACACAAUCCAAGUAGUGAUCGACAAGUUCGAUACCAGCGUUAUGCAUCACGAAUCUAUACAAUUUUAAUUCUCAUUUUUAUGGUUAUUUUUAUUAUCUAUAAUACUACAAAAACAUCAAUUCAAUUGAAAACUAUUGUUAAUCCAACUCAAUCUGAAUAUGUUGAACUUGAACAACGACAUUCCCAAACAUUUUCAUGUUCAUGUUCCUCAAUAUCUAUGCCUUAUUCGACCAUUAUUACAAUUCAACCAGAAUAUCAUCAAAUAUGUUCUAGUUUUUGGAUCUCUACGGAAUGGAUUAAUUAUAUACUACAAAGUAAACCCAGUACAGUGAGCAUAUACAACUACGAUUAUCGAAUGCAUGUUCCCCGUCAGUUAAGCGCACUGGCAAUGUUCUGUCAACAAGCUAAACAAACGAUUAAUGAAGCAAGUAAAAUAUUUCUUCAAACAGAAUUUGUUAACUCACAGGUUAUUUCUCCACGAAUAUUUUCAAGUCAAAUCAAUUCAUUGAUGGAAGAUUGGAAAUAUAUAACUACUAACACAUUUUUGAGAACUAUUCAAUUAGUUCGUACUACUACAUACGGAAAUCACUUAUCCAAUCAGUUCAAUUCAAUUUUAACUGUAGUUGGCAGUUCAGCAGUAUCAUCAAGAAAAUCAAUCACGUAUGACGAAUGCAAUUGUGCUUUGUCUCCAUCAUGUCAUAUGAAUAGUACUUUGUAUAACUUCGAUGCAUCUACAAAUACAAAGACCGAAUGCUAUACAGUUCCAAAUUUUUUUUUUGGUUGUUAUCCAAUUGAAGCCUUAUUUUUAUCAACAUUAGAAUGUUUCUAUAAUAUGACAUGCAUAUUAAAAACUGAUGAUUGUUUAUCAUCUACAAUUUUAAAUAGAACUUAUUUCGUGUAUGUUCCUCUUCAAACAACUUUAAAGAUGCCAAAUGAAACAAUUGAAAUGAUUAUCAAUCGACUAAUGGUUGAUAAAUGGACAUUCAACGUUUCCUUUUCUUCUUAUUAUGAUAAUUGUGCCCCAUCUUCAUGUUCAUAUCAAUAUGAAGAUCACAAUAAUCGUUAUGUUAUUAUCACAACUAUUAUAUUCAUCUAUGGUAGUUUAUCUCUUGCAUUUAAACUGAUCAUCCUAACUGGACUUCACUUCACUGAUAUGAUAAUUGAAACUGGUAUUUCUGGUCUUAGUUUAUCACGAUCUCUUAAGCGUAUAUUUACUUGCCAUACUGAACAACAAAUAAUUCACCGAUUACAUUUCAUCUUAGUAGUUACAACUCUUUCAAUUCUUUAUAUGUAUUCAGCUUUUAAUUCUCAGAUAACAACUAUCAAAUUUCAAAAACCUUCGUUGUCAACGUAUGAUGGAUUAAUGAGAAAAUAUCAUGAUACAAUCGAAUGUCCUUGUUCACAAAUAUCUAUUAAGUAUAAAAUCGUUCUCAACAAUACACCUCGUUUUCAUGAGAUUUGUUCAAGUGACUUUGUUUCAGAAGAUAUUAGUUCUUAUUUCUUUUAUACUAAUUUAUCCUCUUUUCGUAUUUUGCCAGAUGAUUUUAUCUAUUCCGCUACUGGACAAUUUCAAAUUCUUGCUUCACUCUGUCGUUUAUCAAAAGAAACAGUUGAGAAUUUUCUUAUUCAACUCGCCUCGACUGAUUUUAUUAGCACACGACUUUUAUCAUCGACUGCAUUAGAUGAAAAUAUUCAAAAAGCAAUUGAUGAUUUUCGAACAACAGCAUCGAAAAUAUUUGUUAAUACUCUUUCAUUAAUUCGAGAAAUAAUAGGAGCAAAUAUGAUACUGAAUUUUUUUUCAAGUAAUUGGGUUCCACAUGGUCCAUCUAAAAUGCUCAAUGGGUGGGCUAUGCAUCACACACCUCGGAAUUACAACGGAUGUAGUUGUGCACUAUCGUCAAAAUGUGUAUCUUCAUCUCGAGGAAUGUUAGCAGGUUGUUAUCCCCUGGAAUCUAUUCUACAAUCAACAAUGGCAUGUUUUUAUAAUAAAACAUGUAUUAAUCAGCUGAGCUAUAUUGGUAGAUUGAAUGUUUCCGCAUUGAUUUCAAGUCAUUUUCCAUUAAAUACAACAGUUGAAUCAAUUGUAAAUGAAUUAAUGAUUGAAGAAUUAAUAAGUAAUAUUUCUUAUGAUUCUUAUUUCAACGAAUGCGCACCAUCGUCAUGUACAUAUUCAUAUGUUGAUAAUAACCAUGUUAUUGAAGGAAUAACACGAUUAAUUGGUCUUUAUGGUGGAUUGAUUAUCAUUUGUCGAUUAUUUGCAGUUAUUAUUGUUAAACAUAUUUUAUUCGUAACACAAAGAAUUAUACCAACAACUGACUAA
This is a messenger RNA of Adineta ricciae, 3654 nucleotides long. The record is from the annotation of a GenBank genome assembly. NCBI's taxonomy places the organism in Eukaryota, Metazoa, Rotifera, Eurotatoria, Adinetida, Adinetidae.